CGGCGAUCCCGCGGGAGCGAGCACGGAAGUUUUUCUUUUGAGCGUGCGCGCUAGUGAGCGCGUGCUGACGUCCCAGGCUGGGGGCACACAGCGCCGUGUGUACAACUACUUAAAGAUGAAUUUCCUCGGCCUGAAAGAAGAUUGUGAGACCAUUCUCAGCCGCUUCCAGGUCACAGACAGCGUGCGAUAUGAGGUAUUCUUGUCAUUAUGGAAAGAGAUGAAGUUCCACACCAUAUUCUUUGGUGGGAUGAGGAAUCUUGAAAGCAACAGAUUCAGCAAAGAAGCAUUAUCUGUGGUAUCCCCCUAUUUCCUGCCCCCAUACACCUUUCAGAUACGUGUGGGUGCUCUCUAUCUAUUGUAUGGUCUAUACAACACACAACUUUGUCAGCCCAAGCAAAAGAUAAGAAUAGCUUUGAAGGACUGGCCCGAGGUGGAAAAGUUUCAUCAGGAUCUGAUCGGCUCUCAGCAUUUAGAUGCAGUGUACAUCUUUAGACAAAUGCGUUGCCACAGAGCCUUUUAUUUCACAUCGAUGCCCACAAUGCUGACAUUCAAGCCACAGAAGAGCAUACCUGUUGAUGAUGGUAAAUCAGAGUUUAAAGAUGUGAGGGACAGGGUCGCUGAUCUCAUUACUACUGAAAGUGUGGAGGAAAUGAUAAAUGUUCAUGAGCACUACCAGAAAACCAAACGUCUGAUCCAUGCGGAUAAAUCUGAGCCUGAUAAAAGCAUGAGUUUGAUUAAAGAAGACUUUACUGAUAACCUGAACUCCUUGGUUUCCCAAUAUCAGUACUGGAGACAGGAUAGCAGGGCACCAAGGACUAAAAAUGAUGAGGAAAAAGAAGGGGUUUCUCAAGAGUCGGAGGGCUCAGAGCGAGCAAGAGUUUUGGCCGGGAUAAAAUCCAAGUCUUAUACUACUGUGACUCAGGCUGCAAAGUCAAGACGGCAUCGGCAGGUUCAGCUGGCAUCCUCUGAAUCUGGUUCUGAUUAUAAAAGUACAAAAGCUGAGAGAAGAAAAGUGCAAAAACGGAAGUACAUGGCAGCAAAAGAGGAACAGAAGCGAGCUUACAUUUCUUUGAUAAAGAAGAAGUCUUCUGUAAAGAUGCCAGUGAUUUCCGAAGAGGAUUCAUCUUCCAGCAGUGAAGAAGUUCCAGUCAAGAAAAGGAAAAGAAAACGUUGAAUGUUGUGAAUAGGACUCGUAUCUCCAGCGCGCCAUACUGGGAUAGGAAUUGCCAAUACUAAAACAUUGUAUAGAGAUUUAUUGUUUAUUUAUAUUUUUCUUUUUUUUUAAAAAUCUGUUUUUGUAAGUAAAUAACUUGAUAUAAUACACUCCCUUGGUUAAUAAACUAAGGCUCAAAUCAUCAAGGGGUAUGGAAUAAUGACCUUUGUCUUAUCAGUUCAACUUUCCAAUCCUCCAAUUCUGGCAAAUUUACAAAGGAAAAUACAUCCGUUUUCUGGUGUAAAUAUUGGUGCAUUUUCUGUGCACUAAAUGAACAAUGCUGUAAGACAAGUUUCAUGUGGUUUUACACAAACUGGACACGUGGGCCAAUUUCUUCAAGUAAUGAAGUGCUUACACCGCGGUCCUUUAGUUAAAAAAAUAUCGAACAUUUCCAUAAUUACCACAGUGGUGUACAUUCAAUAGUUGGAAGGGGUAUCGGCACUGUAGGAGGUCAAUGCACCAAUCUGUUGGAAUGAAAAAAAAAAGUUUAUUUGUUCAGAUGAGAGAAUGACCGUGUAAUGAAUUGAAACAUUGUAUUGAAACAUUGGAGUGUUAGAAGGCCGGUGACACUUUAUUAGGUACAACUGCUUUAUUGAUGAAAACCAUAAAUCCAAUAAAUAAAACACAAUAUGUAAUGCA
Messenger RNA from Rana temporaria (common frog), 1852 nucleotides. RefSeq names its product small nuclear RNA activating complex polypeptide 1 (gene SNAPC1). Gene Ontology annotation, cellular component: snRNA-activating protein complex. The transcript has 11 exons. Gene Ontology annotation, molecular function: sequence-specific DNA binding. Gene Ontology annotation, biological process: snRNA transcription by RNA polymerase III; snRNA transcription by RNA polymerase II. The record is from RefSeq and is a predicted model, not a curated record. The coding region runs from base 116 to 1174 and encodes 352 amino acids. Lineage: Eukaryota; Metazoa; Chordata; Amphibia; Anura; Ranidae.